This is a messenger RNA of Tachyglossus aculeatus (Australian echidna), 2379 nucleotides long. It is a transcript of the gene ORAI3, whose product is annotated as ORAI calcium release-activated calcium modulator 3. Gene Ontology annotation, biological process: store-operated calcium entry. The record is from RefSeq and is a predicted model, not a curated record. Gene Ontology annotation, molecular function: store-operated calcium channel activity. NCBI's taxonomy places the organism in Eukaryota, Metazoa, Chordata, Mammalia, Monotremata, Tachyglossidae. Gene Ontology annotation, cellular component: membrane.
CCGACGUUAGAGACGUGUCCCCUCCUGAUCCCAGGAAGACCCCCUCUCCCCCUGCUCGGAAAUCCCUUCCAGCCCCCCCGGGCCACAAUUUGGAGGGGCUCCAAACCCUCCCCCGGACCCCACCCCACGUCCGGGCCUGUCCUCCUCCUCCUCCUCCCCCCCGGUACCCCGGGAUGAAGGGUGGGGAGGGCGAUGCCGGGGAGCAGGCCCCCUUGAACCCCGAGGCGGGGGAGAGCCCCGCGGGCUCGGCCACCUACCGAGACUUCGUGCAUCGGGGCUACCUGGACCUCAUGGGGGCUAGCCAACACUCCCUGCGGGCCCUCAACUGGCGGCGACUCUACCUCAGCCGGGCCAAGCUCAAGGCCUCCAGCCGCACAUCCGCCCUCCUCUCCGGCUUCGCCAUGGUGGCCAUGGUGGAGGUCCAGCUGGAGACGUCGUACGACUACCCGCCCGGGCUGCUGGUGGCCUUCAGCGCCUGCACCACGGUCCUGGUGGCCGUCCACCUCUUCGCCCUCAUGGUCUCCACCUGCCUGCUGCCCCACAUCGAGGCGGUGAGCAACAUCCACAACCUCAACUCGGUCCACCAGUCGCCCCACCAACGGCUGCACCGCUACGUGGAGCUGGCCUGGGGCUUCUCCACGGCCCUGGGCACCUUCCUCUUCCUCGCCGAGGUGGUGCUGGUCGGCUGGGUCAAGUUCGUGCCCGUCGGGGGGCCCGCCGGGACCCGGGGGCCCGCGCUGCCCUCGCCCCUGGCCCCCCGGGCACCCGGGCCGGCGGCUCCCUCGCCCGGGGGGCCGGGCCUGGCGGCCCCCUCGGCCUCGGCGCCGCCCUCCGCCGCGUCCACCGUGGCCCCUCCGGUGGCUUGCCUUCCCCGCCAGCCCUGCGGCGGGGCCCCCCCCCCGUCCCCCCCGCCCCCCGGCCCCGGCUGGCACGCCGCCAUGGCGUCCACCGUCAUCAUGGUGCCCGUGGGCCUGGUGUUCGUCGCCUUUGCCCUCCACUUCUACCGCUCCUUGGUGGCUCACAAGACGGACCGGCACCGGCAGGAGCUGGAAGAGCUGAGCCGGCUUCAGGGGGAGCUGCAGGCCGUGUGACCGGCCCGGCGGGGCUCGGCCUCGGGAGGAGGGCCGCACGGCCCCGGGGAGGAACUCGGAAGCACCGACCCAUCCGACCCGGACCAAGGCUGGCCCCGGCCCUCUCUGCCCCCGCGGAGAAAUCCAGAGCCGGGCAAAGGCGCCACGGACACGGGCCCUUUCCUGACUAAUCACAGCCACGGGAAGCCCCACUCAGGUAGACACCUACCCUCCUAGGGACGAGGCCCCUAGGUCCCCCCCCCCCCCAUUGAUUCCUCGGGGCUGGGCCUCGAAGGAAACCCCCGCCGCCCUGUUUUGUAAGACCCGCCCCGUCUUCCUGUCGCGCCUCUCUUGGCGGGAUGGCCAUUUCGAGCGAAAUUCUUCCAUCCCUAAACUCUUGCUUCUGUUGGGACCACCGUGUUUGGAAGCCCGGGCCUCAGCCCUCCCCGCCCCCUCUCCCCCCGGACCCACACUUCGUGUUUGCUCUGACUGCUGUAGUACCUGCUCCUUUGAGCUGGAUGCCUCCACUCCCCCGUCCCGAUCUGGUGGGUCCCGUCUUAGCGGUGGUUGCAAUUCCGAAGUUCCUCUCCACAAAAAUGCCAUCCUGGUGAGCCUUCUGCUGUUGCCUGGGCGGUUGCGGGUAUCCUGCUGUUGUUUAGCCCCCUCAUUUAUAGGGGUUUCAAAGCUUUCAUCCCCUCCUGGGUCCGAGAGGUCCGGGACUCGGCUCUCCUGGUUUCCGAGAGGCGUGUCCGGCCGGUUAGAUCUACGGGGAUAUUCGCCCGUCGGUCCCGACUUCCUCAGGGCCGCGCGCGCCCCGGACCCCUCUCUCCGUCGUCCUCGGGGCGCUCGGCCGACUCCCUCCGAGCCGAGCCCCGCCGCUUGGGAUCCGGGCCGCUAACGUUCCCGUCGCGGUAGAUCCAGCCUAUCCAAAAGAGAAGUCUUCCCCCGCCGCCCCACGGCAAAUCGGUUUCUUGUAGGGCCCUGUUCCGUCAUUUCAUUUUUCAUCACCAUUUUCAUUUUCCGUAUUUCAUUUUUCAAUCUCAUUUUCUCAUCACCAACCACUGCCUAUUUAUCCCCUCUCAACGUCACCCUCUCGCUCAAGCCCUGGGAGGAAAGGGAAUGAUGGGGAGGGCAAAGUGGGCAACCGACAGCAGAGGGGAGCUGGUCCGGGAAAGGAACAGUUGGCUUGGGUAAUCACCCCCCCGAGGCCUUGCCGCUCACAGCGAGAUCCCCAAGGAUUGGGGAGCAACUCAAGACGGUUUUCAAUGCACCUUUUUUUUUUUUGUAAAAUAAAUCUUGUUUCACUAAA